This is a messenger RNA of Closterium sp. Naga37s-1, 5505 nucleotides long. The record is from the annotation of a GenBank genome assembly. NCBI's taxonomy places the organism in Eukaryota, Viridiplantae, Streptophyta, Zygnematophyceae, Desmidiales, Closteriaceae.
AUGUACGGCGGCGCGGAUCAUGUCGCGUCUGUACCUCCCCGUCCGUCGCGGCCAACCAACCACAGGAGAGUGCAAUCAGACACCAGCUUCCUCUUCGAUCAAGCCGUGCAAACCCACCCCUCCGAUGGAAACGUGCAGCGCGCGUUAUCCGCGUCGCGCUACCGCCAGCAUUCCGCGUACGCUCUGUCGGAGCAGCCGGUGAUAGAAGAGGACGAGCGGGCCACUGAAGGCCAUUCGCCGGCGUCCUCCCCCCCCUUGGCGCGCCGAUGCAAGUCUUACUCACGCGCCAAGAGUAAGGAACCCGCAAUCGGCGGGGAUGAUGACUGGGUGCGGGAGAGAUUGCGCGAGCAUGAGAGGGAGGUGGAGCAGGAAUGGCGGUCCGGUGAGCGGAUGCGCGGGAGCUUCAAGGAGCGCGAGCGCGCGUCGCAUGCGGCUCGGCCUCGCGAGGCGGAGAAGGAUCGAGGGGCGGCGCCGAGGGAACGCGUGGAGGCGCGGAAUGGGAGCUUUCGCGAGAGGGACAGGCAACGGGGCGAUGGGAUCAGCGGAAGCCUCUGGGAAAGAGAGGCACUCAAGGAGGCACCAAGGGAGUAUGCGAAGGAGAGUUACGGAGGGGAGCGCGGGAGGAGCGCGCACAAGGAAAUCGCUUCCCUGGACCGAGGAAGCGGAGAUAUACGAGAUGAAGACGAUCGAGGAGGGAGCAGGGGCGGCGCGGGAAGGUUCGAGCAAGGGUUUGUCGGAGGGAGUUUCAAGGACAGAGAGAGGAUGGAGAUGAGAGGCGUGAGUGGAAGUUUCCGGAGUAGGGAGAGAGGGGACAGGGAUAGGGAGCGGGAUAGGGAUAGGGAGAGGGUGGAGAGGGAAAGGGAGAGGGAGUGGGAUAGGGAUCGAGAGAGGGAGAGAGAGAGGGAUAGGGAGUCUAAAAGGGAGAGGGAACGGGAAGAGCGUAGUAGGCUUGGCGGAAUGAGGGACUUUGACGGGGGAGACAAGGAGCGAGGAAGCUUCAGGGACAGGGAGUGGGAGCGGGAGAAGGAGAGGGAGAGGGAGAGAGAGUGGGAGCGAGACCGGGACAGGGAGAGAGAGAGGGAGUGGGAGCGCGCGAGGGACCGGGAAGGCGGAAGAGCGCAAGGCCCCGCGGUGGAGCAGGAACGAGAGCAGGAGAGAAGCAGGGAGAGGCACAAGGGUCGAAGCCAUGAAGGGGACGAUGCAGGCGAGGAAGGGUACAGGGAGUACGGCUCCUCGUCGCACGCGCAGCCCCACUCGCACCAGCCGUCGCACCUCUCGUCGCACCAGUCGUCGCACCAGUCGCAGCGCCUGUCGCAGCAGCAAGGUGGCGUGAGCAGGCCGCAGCAGCGGUCCGAUCGCGCGGACGCGCAUCAGAGCAACCAAGGCUCGAGUCCCCCUAUGCACGGGCAGUAUCCGCGCCAGCAGCAGCCGUUGCACCAACAGCAGCAGGCGGAAGGCAGCCCGUCCACCGGUCCUGCGCAAACUUUGCGCGGAUCUCCGCUCAAUACCAAGCCGCGGGGGUACAGCGGGGCGAGCAGCGCGAGCGGCGGGCCUUCCCCUGAGAGCGGAAAGCACGGACCGUCGCCCAUGGCUCCGGACAUGCUGCGCGUGAUGAAUCAGAGCAAUCGCCACCGUCGGAUUCGAUCGGAGGACUGCUCCGCGUUCUACCACGUGGCUAUCAACGACCCUGGCUCUGGCGGCAGCAGCCCCUCGAACGCGCCUUCUGGGAUCGGAGGCAGCAGGGGCGCUCCGAGCAGCGCUUUGCACGGGGGUGGCAGAGCUCCCAGCGCGAAUUACGGCGGUUCGGGGUUCGCCAGCGGCGCGGGGCGGCCGGGCGCGGGCAGCCAUAGCAGCGGCGCAGGCAGCGGAAGCGGUCUGGCGGACCACGGCGCGCAGAUGCGCAAGGGGGACGCGGGGACCAUCGCCAACGGCGCAAAGGGCGGCCCCGGGCAAAUAGGUGAGCGCGAAGGCAUGGACAGGAUUGGGGGGGAGCGGAAACCGGUGCCCGAACGACCUGCGGAGAGAGCAGCAGAGAGAGCUCCGCAGGAGAGAGGGCCUGAGAAGGCAGCAGCGGGCAUGCCUGUGCUGGCGCGCGGGAUAGGCAGCCAGAAGGAGCGGCGGCGCUCGCGGUCAAUGCUGUUCCCGCCUUCCCACUCCGUUUCUUCCGUCCCCUCGUCCGACCACGAGCGCUCGCAGGAGCGCCUCUCAGCUUCCCCCGUAGGCGCGGGGGCGGCGGCGGCUAGCAGGGAAGCCCUAGGGGGCUCCCCGGAUGGUCACGGAGGGGGAAGAGGCGCAGCUGGCGGGGGAUCCUCGGGGAUGAAGGGGUCCGCGCUGGGGAGAGGGCGGGGAGGGGGAGGGGGAGGGGGAGGGGGAGGGGGAGGGGGGAGGGGGAUACUGGGCGCGGCAGUGGACGUUUUAGAGCAGCAGCAGCAGCGGUUGCGGCAGCAGCAGCAGCAGCAGCAGCAUCAGUGGCAGAAGCUACAAGGAGCAGUAGAUGCUGACACACGCGAGGGCGCGCAGGAGAAGGGGGACGGCGCAGCGGGGAGGGCGCACGCGGAGGACGAGGGUAGGGGGAAGGCACUCAGUGGCGGGGGGUACGGUGAAGGGGGGAAGAGCGCUGGCCGGCGGUCACUGGACGCGGGACUGCAGAGAGGCGCGGGGGUAAUUACAGGCGGAAGCACAGGAGGGAGCGCAGGGGGAAGCGCAGGGGGAAGCGCAGGGGGAGGUAUGGGCGGAGGGGCGCAUGACGGAGCAGUGCGCGCGCGGGCGGGGCUCCAUGAGCCUGACUCGGCGGGUGAUUCUAGAUUGAGGAGCGCGGGACACGGGGGACAAGGGGGACAAGGGGGGGAGGCGAUGGGCGCAGCUUCAGUAGGGAAUGCAGGCAUAGGCGGGGGAAUCGCAGGGAUGGGCCCAGGGGGAGGAACAGGGGCGCAUUCCGCCUCCCCCCAGUCCAGCAGGCCUCCCCCCCGCAGCCCCCCCCGCGCUGCCGUUGGGCCUUCCCGCGCUGCUACAGCCCGUAGCACAAGUGGAAGCUUCUUGGCAAGUGCAGGAGCUGCAGUGGCGGCAGUAGGGGCGGAAAUGGGGGGCAGAGGUGUGGCCGUGCCUGCGGGUAGGGGCAGCAGCCCCCUCUCUGUGCCCUCCAAGGCUAGCAUUGGAGGCAGCGGGUUGAAGGUCGCAGGCGGGGGAGGGGGAGCGGGCGGGGGAGUGGGAGGCGGAGGCGGAGGUGGAGGCGGAGGGGGAGAAGGAGGGACGGGAGCAGGAGGAGCAUGGGGAGGAGAGGCGGAGAGGGCAGGCGGGGCGAGUGGUGGUGGUGGAGGAGGAGCGGGGAACUCAUCACCAGCUUCCAGUUCCCCGUCCGCCCUGUCUCCCGAGUCGUCUGCUCCCUCGUCGAAACCUUUUGCCGUCUCUGCCCGCCCAAGCAAGGACGGGAAGCUGCAUGGUAGCCCUUCGAAGCCCGCCUCCGCCUCCUGCUCUGCUUCCCCCCCUGGGGUGCACCACAGUGGCGCGCAGGGGGCAGGCGGGCAGGGCGCAGGUGCAAGCGCAGGCGCAGGCAUGGGCGCAGGCAUAGGGGUAAACACAAGCACAAGCACGAGCAGCGGCACCAGUGCAAGUGCAAGCAGCUUCCAGGGGCACGGUGGUGCUCCUGGCAAUGGGAGCAGCAGUGCAGUGCUGGGGAGUGUUGCGCUGAAGCUCAAGGCGCGUGGCGGCAUGCACAUCAACCUGCCGCGCAGCACCAGCACCGGUGGCGCCGGGGGCAGCGGCAGCGACUCUCACGGCCUGGGAGGCGCGGGGAGCGGCGGAGGGGGCGCGGAGCGGGGCGGAGACAGGGGGGGUACAGCCAGGGGAGGAGGAGCAGGGGGAGGCGGCGCAGGGGGGGGAGGAGGAGGAGGCGGAGGGGGGAGCUUUGGGGCGAGUGCUGAAGCACAGUUCGGGUCUAGGAAGAACCUGGGGAGUGGAACGUGCUUCUCCCAGACAACAAGCCCUACGAGCGGCUAUAACAGCCCGUACAACCUUGCGAGCCCCCAGGAGGGAGUGAGUCCCUGCAGCCAGACGUCUAGUCCUGGCCCUCUGCUUGACCCUGAGCGACUGUGGGAGCUGCAGAACUUCAAGCGCGCCACUCCCAACACUACUCCCACCACGUCGCCCCGCCUUUCUGGGUCGCUGUCGCCCCCGCCUGUUGCGCCCCCCCGCACGCCCAACGUGAGCGAUUAUUAUUAUUCGUAUAAGUCCGGGGGGAGCCCGAGAGGUGGGGGAGGGGAGGGUGUGGGGCAGGAGGGGGAGGGGCAGAUGCUAGGGCAUGGAGGAGAGGCGGUGGAUGCAGCAGCAGCAGGGGCCCCAGGAGGAGGAGGAGCAGCAGCAGCAGCAGCAGCAGCAGGAGCAGGAGCAACGGGAGCGGGAGCAGCAGCGGGAGCAGCAGCAGUAGAGGGAGUGGCAGCGGCGGCAGUGACACCGGCGACGUCAAAUGUGCUGCAGAAGCCGUUUGUGGUGCUAUCCGAGGUGUACCGGCUGUCCCGCAAGGAGCUGGGGCGCGGCAAUUUUGGAGUGAUCCGCGUGUGCGAGAAGCGCGAGACCGGGGAGAGGUUUGCGUGCAAGACCAUUGAGAAGAAGAACCUUCAGGUGAGCCAGCAGGUGGGGAGAGGGGAGGGGGGGAGAAGGGGAGAAGGGGAGGACGGGGGAGAAGAACAUAAAGUGCUGGGAGGCCGUGGAGGACGUGCGGUGGGAGGUUGCAGUGAUGGAGCUGCUGAGCAACCAUGUCUUGCUUUCCCCCUCUUUAUUCCCGUAUCCCUCCCCUCCUCCUCCCCAUCCCGCCCGCCUCCCCCCCUUUGCUGGGAGGACGUGGAGGACGUGCGGAGGGAGGUGGCGGUGAUGGAGGUGCUCAAGGGCCACCCCAACGUCAUCACUCUCCUGGACACCGUCGAGGACCAAAAGGAGGUGCAUCUGAUCAUGGAGCUGUGCGAGGGCGGCGAGCUGUUUGACCGCAUCCAGGAGCGCGGGUACUACAGCGAGCGGCAGGCGGCCAAGGUGACGCGCACGGUGAUUGACGUGCUGCAGCACUGCCACGGGCUGGCCGUGCUGCACCGCGACCUCAAGCCCGAAAACAUCCUGCUCACCAGCAAGAGGAGCGACACGCGCUGCAAGGUCAUUGACUACGGCAUGGCAUACAUCUUCCAGCCUGGCGAGCGGUGCACGUUCCGCGCAGGCACGCCGAACUACAUCGCGCCCGAGGUGAUAAACAAGAACUACGGCGUGGAGGCGGACGUGUGGAGCGCGGGCGUCAUCCUGUACAUCCUGCUGUGCGGCCUGCCGCCCUUCUGGGGCGACACCACGGAGGAGAUCUUCAAGAGCGUGCUGUGGGGCCACCUUGACUUUGACACCGACCCCUGGCCCCAGGUGUCGGACGCGGCAAAGGAUCUUGUGCGGCGGAUGCUGUGCAAGAACUACGCCAAGCGGAUCACUGUGGAGGGGAUUCUGCGCCACCCUUGGAUCGUGGCUUACACCACAUAG